This is a messenger RNA of Pungitius pungitius (ninespine stickleback), 5022 nucleotides long. RefSeq names its product synaptic vesicle glycoprotein 2C-like. The record is from RefSeq and is a predicted model, not a curated record. NCBI's taxonomy places the organism in Eukaryota, Metazoa, Chordata, Actinopteri, Perciformes, Gasterosteidae. The transcript is spliced from 13 exons. Gene Ontology annotation, molecular function: transmembrane transporter activity. The coding region runs from base 388 to 2586 and encodes 732 amino acids. Gene Ontology annotation, biological process: transmembrane transport; chemical synaptic transmission. Gene Ontology annotation, cellular component: synaptic vesicle membrane.
CGCCGCUCCCCCCCCUCCCCCUCCAGCCUCUCAGCCUCCCUCAUCCUCACCAGGACUGCAGCAGAGAGACCGCCGCACCGCAGGAGACGCGGACCGAGAUGCGAUCCGAUGCGCUGCGUCCUCUGCACGCUGCUGCUGGUCUCCGUGGGCUGAGCUCUGACGGGGUCAAGGAUCUUUUCCCAUUUGCGAUCAACCAUCUCCAUUUGAGUGCUGUCUGGCUGCUCCACAUCCAAUGGAAUUAGACAUCAAUACCUGAUCGAUACUUAGCGUUCUGGCCUGCUGAGAAAUAAGCUGCUUUGAGUCGCUGCGGUAGAGAAACACAGGCAGCUUACAUCGCUGCCGGAAUAAGUCUGAAUCGAUUUGACCUAAAAGUCUCUCGGUUCCAACAUGGAUGACGCGCAGAACAACAGGACGGCCCUGGCCAAGGGCGCCAAGGACAUCGCUAAAGAGGCAAAGAGGCACGCCGCCAAAAAUAUCGGCAAAGCUGUGGACCGCGCCUCCGACGGAUACUCGGCCAGCCGCAGCUACGACCGCUUCCAGAACGACGACGAAGGCGAGAGCGCCUACGGCCGCCGCCCGGACGACGUGGCCAGCGGCGGCGCCGUGGAGGACGAGGACGAGGACGGGGCCUCCAGCGACGCCACGGAGGGCCACGACGACGAGGACGAGAUCUACGAGGGCGAGUACCAAGGCGUGCCGGCCCGCGGCGACGGUCAGGCGGCGGCGGCGGGCCGGCCGGUGUCCGACAGCGCGAAGAGCCGCAAGGAGCUGGAGAGCGAGAGGCGGUCGGACGAGGAGGAGCUGGCCCAGCAGUACGAGCUCAUCAUGCAGGAGUGCGGCCACGGGAGGUUCCAGUGGCAGCUGUUCUUCGUCCUGGGGCUGGCGCUCAUGUCGGACGGCGUGGAGGUGUUCGUGGUGGGCUUCGUCCUCCCCAGCGCCGAGACGGACAUGUGCGUCCCCAACUCCGGCGCCGGGUGGCUUGGAAGCAUUGUGUAUCUGGGGAUGAUGUUCGGCGCCUUCUUCUGGGGCGGCCUGUCGGACCGGGUGGGACGCAAGCAGUGCCUGCUCAUCUCGCUGUCCGUCAACGGCUUCUUCGCCUUCCUGUCCUCCUUCGUCCAAGGCUACGGCAUGUUCCUCGUGUGCCGCAUGGUGUCCGGCUUCGGGAUCGGGGGGGCGGUGCCCAUCGUGUUCUCCUACUUCGCGGAGGUGCUGGCCCGGGAGAAGAGAGGAGAGCACCUGAGCUGGCUGUGCAUGUUCUGGAUGAUCGGAGGGAUCUACGCCUCCGCCAUGGCGUGGGCCAUCAUCCCGCACUACGGCUGGAGCUUCAGCAUGGGUUCGGCCUACCAGUUCCACAGCUGGCGUGUGUUCGUGGUGGUGUGCGCGCUGCCGUGCGUCUCGGCCGUGGUGGCUCUGACCUUCAUGCCCGAGAGCCCCCGCUUCUUCCUGGAGACGGGCAAACACGACGAGGCCUGGAUGGUGCUCAAGCAGAUCCACGACACCAACAUGCGAGCCCGCGGGGAGCCGGAGAGAGUCUUCACUGUCAACAGGAUCAAGGUGCCCAAGCAGCUGGACGAGCUGGUGGAGAUGCACAACGAGUCGGCCAACGCGGCGCUCAGGGUCCUCUUCAAGAUCCGGACGGAGCUCGGAGCGAUCUGGGCGACGUUCAUGAGGUGCUUCGACUCCCCGGUGAAGGAGAACACCGUGAAGCUGGCUGUGGUGUGGUUCACGCUGUCCUUCGGGUACUACGGACUCUCGGUGUGGUUCCCUGACGUCAUCAAGCACCUCCAGGCCGACGAGUACGCCUCCCGGGUGAAGAUCCACAACAACGAGCGCCUCGAGGACUUCACCUUCAACUUCACCCUGGAGAACCAGAUCCACAGGAACGGGGUCUUUUUAAAUGACAGGUUCAUCGGCAUGAAGUUCAAAGCCGUCACUUUCAUCGACUCCUCGUUCAUCAACUGCUAUUUUGAAGACGUGUCCUCCUUAGGAUCCCUCUUCAAAAACUGCACCUUUGUCGACUCCUUCUUCUACAACACGGACAUUGACGACUCCAAACUAACGAACUCCAGAGUGAUCAACAGCUCGUUCCACCACAACAAGACGGGCUGUCAGAUGACCUUUGACGACGACUACAGCGCCUACUGGGUUUACUUCGUCAACUUCCUGGGAACGCUGGCCGUGCUUCCCGGGAACAUCGUCUCGGCGCUGCUGAUGGAUAAAAUCGGGCGUCUCAGCAUGUUGGGAGGCUCCAUGGUGCUGUCGGGCAUCAGCUGCUUCUUCCUGUGGUUCGGCACCAGCGAGUCCAUGAUGAUCUUCAUGCUGUGCCUCUACAACGGCCUCAGCAUCUCCGCCUGGAACUCCCUGGACGUGGUCACCGCCGAGCUGUACCCGACGGACAGGAGGGGAACAGGCUUUGGCUUCUGCAACGCCAUGUGCAAGCUGGCGGCGGUGCUGGGCAACCUGAUCUUCGGCUCGCUGGUGGGCAUCACCAAGGCCAUCCCCAUCCUGAUGGCGUCCACCGUGCUGGUGGGCGGCGGGCUGGUGGGGCUCCGGCUGCCGGACACUCGGGCCAACGUCCUCAUGUGAGACCCGGACCCGGACGCAGCACCUUUUGUGUACCGGGUCUCCACUCAGUCUACUGAACGAAGGUUCAGAUUGGACUUUAUUAUGAUGACGAUGUCCAGUACCAGCCGAGUGAUUAUUGUUCUGUUGUAUCUGAGGGGAAAAACCCGGUAAAUCAUUUGAGAUUAACGAGAGGAGCCGCGGAUGUAGAGACUAAAACUCUGUAUAUCAGCUGCUCGCCGUCUGCUCCACAGCAACGCAUGGUCAAAGCCGCCCCGCCGCCGCCGUCCCGCCGCCGUCCCCGUCCCUCGCUCAUCAAAGGAACAGUUUCACAUUUCAUUCAGAAGCUCACACUAGCAGCCGGUUAGCUUAGCAUAACGACUGGAAGCAUGCAAAGGACUCAAGUCAUCUCACAGGUCUUUAGCUUCCGAGUCAUUUGGCGUCGUAUUCAGCAUCCGGAUUCAUGUCUUUGACCUCUGCUCCCACACCCGAGGCCAGAACUCCUCUUUCCAGCCUCCUGCUGCAACUUGCAACGAAUGACAAAGGCCAUAAUAAUGAAGUGAAAGAUCUACAACGACAUCGUGGGUCCGUCAAAACCGGCCACUCCAGCAGCUGCGUUUCUACGGCGAUCAGAAGUUUACAUUUCCUGCUUUUUACAGUGAGAGACCGGAACCCCCCCUUUUUGUCUGAAUGCUUCGUCUCGCGUCGUGUUCGUCUCGUGGCACCGCGCUCGCCGCCAAAAGGGCUUCGCUCCCCCGAUGUGUGCUCUGCCGUGAUGGCGCGUCUCCUCCGCUCUCGCUGCUACUCCGAAACUCCCAAGGCCUUUCUCCGACGUCGUGCCUCUCGCUCUCCUUCCCGACCUGUGCAGGAAGCUCCGCUGCUUUCGUCUCAUCACUUGAUACCACAGUGUGUGUGUGUGUGUGUGUGUGUUUGUGUGUAGGUGCGUGUGUGUGUGUGUUCAGAUAAAUCCUAAAAUGAUCCCAUUUGUUUUAUUUGGACAAAAAAAACACAUCUUGGACAAAAAAUCUGUUGCAUAAAUUUCGGGAAAAGGAGAAGUUUCAACAACGUCGACUAAAAGCAACAAAGUAAACUAAAUUGAAUAAUUGUGACAAAAAAGAAUUUUGGGCAAAUUCCUGCUAACUUUAGUUUGUAUGAGGGGACGCACACAGUGGUCAGCUGUGUGAAUCUUUGCUCUCUUAAAGGUCCUGACCUUGUUUGACCCGUCCACAGGUCUCUAGUGGACAUUGUUGCUUGUUGUACACGUCACACCUUUUAUUAGCGGUCUCCAGAUAUUCAAAGUCACUGGUUUACAGAAAUUUCCCCCGAAACGCGAGUCGUUUUCUUGUGUUUCUACUCGAGGGAACUAAAUGUUUUUUGGGGAAUUUGAACGACACGAUGAAGUGAAAUGAACAGCCAUGCUUAAAGGAUCAGUUCACCCAAAUCCCAAUGAAAGGUAUAGACCAGGCAGGCGGAUAGUGGGCUGAAUGUGGACCAGGGUUCAUCCUCUGGGGACCAUGAAUGUCUGUCAUUGUGUUUUUAAAUAGUUGACUUCAUAGAAACGGCGUCCUGGUUCCUCUGGGUGAACAGAGGACUACUUUCUCAUCAGAAAUGAGAUCCGGUAGAAACUCCAGAGGGCAUUCUUUAGGUUUUAUAUUUUUUCAUUUUACAAUGUUGCACCACGAACAAACGUUCACCUGCAUCGUGACGAGUUGGAGACGGAUAUCGUGGCGUCAGACCCACUCGGCUAAAUAAGAAGCUACGCUUGUUUUUGUUGUGAUUUGGGUGAACGCAGCUUUUAAAACCUGUAAUGAAAUAAACUGUUUGCUAUGAUGUUAAAAAUGCAUUAGAUCACUUAUGAAUUAUCUCAGAAAAUGUAUGAAAAUGCUCACUUCUGGGUUUGUUCAACCACAGAAAAAAAGAAAAAUAACAGUUGUUCUCAGUUAUUUGUGAUGAUGUUUGGUGUCAAAAGGCAGCAGUGAAGUUCUCUUGCCAGCUAUUCUCCUCCUUCAGGAUGACAUUUCUCUUCGGACUGGAAUGCGACCGCUUCGAUCCGGUCGCCCCGAGGCUUUGACGCCUCGCCUCCGUCACCUCCGCCUGUGCCGAGCUAACAGCAACCUCCUCCGUCAGCCACAGUCCUGCAUGUUUGUUACUGAAGUCCUUCUGCUGUGUGUGCGUUUUUUAUCCAUUUUUGGUGUCUUUUGCUCUUCCUCUGCAGGGGGGGGGGGGGUCAAAGGUGAAUGUACCACUCUCGUGUGUUGUCUGACUCGUUGUGGACAGGUGUUCAUACCCAGUUGACUUGUGGGUUGUUGUGAAAGGGCAUGCUCGUGGUGAGAUGACAUGUAUGUUGUCCUGUGACCUGUGACCUUGAUAUGAUUUAUUUUGAUAAGAAAAAGCUCUCGAGAAAGAAAUCGGUGGAUUCUUCCGGUGUGUCUACAGGCUGAAUAAAGAGUUUAAGUCGAA